Messenger RNA from Vespa mandarinia (Asian giant hornet), 3079 nucleotides. RefSeq lists its product as uncharacterized. The record is from RefSeq and is a predicted model, not a curated record. Lineage: Eukaryota; Metazoa; Arthropoda; Insecta; Hymenoptera; Vespidae.
ACCUAGUUCGAGUUAGCAACAUCCUCUACUUCUUUUUCUACGUCUUUGGAUUUGGAUUAGUCCUUUUUCUCGUGUGUUCUCACGAUUUAUCUUUCUUUCUUUCUCCCUUCCUCCCCUCUCUUUCUUUGUACUUACCUCUUGGCGAAGAAAAAAAAAACUAGAAAGUAGAAUUUUCUCAUACUUCGAUCUCCUUUCCAAAGGAAAGUAAAAGAAGAAGAAGAAGAAAAUUGCCCAGUGAAAUGUAUAUCCGAGAGAAAAAUAUAUAGAAGAAACUGAUGACAAUAGAAACGAAUGCAAAAAUCGAAAGUAUUUUUCUCAAAGGAAAAAAUAAAGAAGUAAACGUUUCGUUGCUUCGAUUAGAUUCGGUGAGGAUACACGCGAUAAAUUAACACGGCGAAGAUAAGUGGAACGAUCGAGACGUGAGUGGAGGAGCAAGGUCACGGAUAAACGAGGAGCUCGCAAAGUGUUACUCGAGUGGGAAAGAGCUUGUUUUCUUCGCGUCGAUGGACGUUAGCAAGGUUCUUUAUUACGAAGACCGUUCACCGUCGGUGUCGCGUUAUUAAAAUAGACGACGUAGUCGAGUGAAUCUUGAAAGGACGGUUCAUUCGGCUCGACUUGGCCCAGAAACGAUGGUCAUCGUGGCAAAAGCGUUCAACUUGAUAAGACCCUGCAUGAUUCACGAGCGAAAUUCGAACGGUUGAGGGGGAAAGGAUAAGAAAAAGGAAGGUGAAAUAGAAAGGUGAAAUAAAGAAAAAGUAAAGAAAAAAGAAGAAAAGAAAAAGGAAAAUAAAGAAUGUCGGAAAGCGAGACGAAACCAGCCUCACCGGUGCCAAACGUUUGCACGCAAGGUUGCAACAGUCUUAUCACCGUACAAUGUCCAACGCUUCAAGUGACAUCGCGCAUGUUGCGUUCGCCAAGUCACGAAAGUGUCACCACCGAUAUUUCCCUCUUCAGUGUAUCCUCGAUAGCGAGCGAAUUACGAGGUGCCAACAGGUUGGUCACCUUCAAGUCGUACAGCGAUGUGCAGCUAGCUGGACGGGGACCCUCGCCGAAACCCGAUCGGCAAAUUCAGGGUAACAGACCAGCCGAUAUUCCGGAAAUUCUUUGGUUCGAGGAAGAGAACGAUCUGAUCCGCAGUUGCGGUGUUCUCUCCUCGGCACUGGGUCUUCGUAAAAGCUUCAGUACGAGCGAUGUCUCGCAAUUACCAAGCCCAGACGCAUCUGUACCAGCUGGACUUCGUUCGGCCGUCUCAGCAUUGGCGCUCGAUACCCAAAGAAACAAUCUACUUUUGGAACACGCGAGGCUCGAUCAUGCCUCGAGAUCCUGUAGCACGUGGGUCGCUGUUGGUGAACCCGUAGCGAGUACCUCUCAACUUCCGAGUCCUCACGGUGGUGCAGCGCAAGAACAGCCGCAACAAUCAUCGAGCUCUCACUCGUCUGCACCUCAGCCACCACCAGCUCCACCACCACCACCGAUACCCUUUACCGGUGCCGAUCUCAUUAGGUCUGUCAAUAAGAAGGUUCGACAGAAUUAUAUACGCCGAAGGUUGCUGACGACUUAUCGAGCUCUCGAACGACUAUCUCAAAGUGAAUUCAACUUGGAUCAAUUGGAGGCAGCGGCAAGUGCGGCACAAAAUACACCAGGUACGACAUUGCUCGUACCUGGUACUACUUCAGGACUUUCUGGUACAUCGAUAAUCGGUCGGAAGGAACGGAAUCAUGCCUUGACCGUCAGAGACGUCGAAAGGGAACGUGGUAAUCAAUUAUCCAAGUACGAGAGAAACAUGAUGAUCUUCAACUGGCUUCACACCCUCGAUGAUACAGCGAUCGUCGACAGUGUCGAAUAAUCCUAAUCGAUUGAUGAUAAUCGACUUAUCAAAAGCACCUAUGGCGCUUACCGAUCACGGACUAAUCGGCAUUGACGGAUUAUUUCUAUCUUCUUCUUCUUCUUCUUUUUUGUUUCUUUUUAAUAUUCGUUGUUCCGUUUACCUUUCUUAACCUCUUCUUUCUUUGACUUUUAAAUCUCGAUUUAAGGUACACACACACACACGCGCACGCACACACACACACACACACACACACACACACACACACACACACACACACACACAUAUACAUAAAUAAAAUCGAGAUGUAAUUUCGUAAACGGAAGAUCUUUCCAUAAAGGAAUAAAAGUUGUUACAGUGCAAAGAUAUGGAAAAACGAAAAAAAAAGAAAAAAGAAACUGAUUGAGAGACGUCCGUCCCCUCUCGUCCAAAGAUAUAUCACAUUAAAUAGAUAAAAGACAAAAUAAAGCAAAAAAAACAAAAAACAAAAAACAAAAAAAACAAAAAAAGGAAAUAAUUCCGGCGAACAUAUCCGAACAAUCGGUCGAUCGGAACAAUGUGUACGAAGAUAAUGAUUCACUGAUUCACCAAGUGCACGCACCUAGAGCCAUAGAAUGUUGAGACUAAAAAUGCGACAUCACGAUCUAUCUCAUUUUUAUUAUACUUAUACUUAUCGUCGAUGCAACGACAGAGUAUGUGAUGAUAUAUUUUCCAUUUUUCUUAUUCGAUGACAAAUUUUCUCUGUUUUUUCCGUCAUUGACAGGAUGAAAUUGAAAAAUGAAAAGGAAAAAAAAAGACAAAAGAUACAUAAUGCAACAUUGAUUAUUGUCGUUGCAUCAGUGAUAUAGUAUAGCGAAUCUAGUGUAGCUAAACUCUUAUCUUUUUUUUUUUUCAGUGUUAUACUUUAUCCAAAAAAUGAACAGAACCGUUGAUAGCGUCGUUGCUCGACUGCUACUAAUAUAUUACAAAAUUCAACUAUAUAAGGAACAAGUUUUAUUAUUUUCUUUCUUAGAAGCGGAGAUUUCGAUUAAUCGCGUCUCGCCAGGUGUUCAGGAUAAGUAUUAAUUAAGUUACAAGAAAUCGUAACGCUAAAAUUGAAGAGAGAUCGCAACGAGCUUUUGAGAACUUUCUUAACGAGCCUCGAUACGUUUACUUUGGCAUAUCCAAACGAUUUGUCGUUUUACCAACAACAAAUUUAUACAUUUUCUACAGUAAAAAAGGGAAAAGAAAAAAAAAAGAAAAAAGAAAAAACAA